AUGUCAGGCCUACAGGUUCCCCCGGUGACACUAGAAGACCUCCAAGCCUUUCACGCGAAGCACUUCCCCUGGACACAGCCCGCGUCCAGCCUCGCACAUCCGAACGAUGCCACGCUAGUCGAAGAGUACGUCGAAGGAGAUGAUGACCUGGGAUUCUACCCAGAUGGCGUCAAGCGUACCCUCACGGACGAACAAAUCGAGAUAUUCCGGCACAGCGAGAUCCACGCGCUCCUGCGAGAGAAGCAGCUGAAAGAGGAAGCUCUUGCUGAAAAAAUGCAGGAGUGUGACGCGGAGAAAGAUGCCGGUCCCAUCCCAGGCAAUUCUACCCAUGGCCCUGCCGAACAAGCGGCGGCGCAGAUGGAACGCAGUUCCGAACAUGCCACGCCGAAGAUGCAGUCGGAGAAUGACAGUGCUGCGUUGAACUACGAGGAGAGCGAUACAAGGACCUCGCGCGCUCGGCCUGAGCGGCCUCCUCACUUUGCUGGCCGUAGGAUAAUUUCGUACGAGGAUUGA
Aspergillus terreus NIH2624 is the source of this 513-nucleotide messenger RNA. Its product is annotated as DUF3807 domain-containing protein. Bases 1 to 513 code for a protein of 170 amino acids. The transcript has 2 exons. The record is from RefSeq and is a predicted model, not a curated record. NCBI's taxonomy places the organism in Eukaryota, Fungi, Ascomycota, Eurotiomycetes, Eurotiales, Aspergillaceae.